Stomoxys calcitrans (stable fly) is the source of this 542-nucleotide messenger RNA. It is a transcript of the gene Os-C, whose product is annotated as antennal-specific protein OS-C. The coding region runs from base 46 to 501 and encodes 151 amino acids. NCBI's taxonomy places the organism in Eukaryota, Metazoa, Arthropoda, Insecta, Diptera, Muscidae. The record is from RefSeq and is a predicted model, not a curated record. The transcript is spliced from 2 exons.
CGCCCAAUUGGAGUGUAGAACUGAAAAAGUAUAUUUCGAAAAAAAAUGUCUUUUCAUUUAAAAAGGAAUCUUUGGAUUUUUACCAUACUACUUUUGGUAAUACAACUGGCAAAGUGUCAGGAUGAGAAACCUCAAGAAUCGGAAGAGGAAGAGGAGGAUGACUCCUCUUCUGAAGAAACUGUGGAGGAUUCCAAUGAAUCUGGUAAUCAAAGACGUCGUCGUCGUCGUCGCUCUGCUGAUUUAAGUGAAGAGCUAAAUUCUAAAAGCAUAGAAACUGAAGCUAAACCAAAUUUUGCUAUACCUGGCCUGCCGGAUCCUUCAACAAUUCUGAAAAUUGCUGAAAUCCUUACCAGAGUGGGACAAGAGGUUCUACCCACAUUGGUCGAAGGUAAUACGGGUUUGAAAACUUUUAUUGAAAAUCGUCUACAACGUGAUUUGAAAUUUAUGAAAAAUCUCAGUGAUGAAGUGAAUACAGUUUUCAAGAAUAUUCGAAAGAAAUGAGCAUAACUUUUAGAAUAAAAUUUGGUAAUUUUGCAAAAUAA